AUGAAGAAAACUAUUAUCAAGAUGCCUUCGGAGGAAGGGAAUGCUUCCUCGCAGUCGUCCAGCGGCGACACGAAGCGCAAGGUCAGCAUCAUCACCGAACCGGUCGUCGAGCGAUUAGGGCACGACAACUUGGGCUUUGAGCAGAACAAACGGAAAAUAUCGCAGCAAUCGCACCAUUCCGAGGAAGGUCCGGCACGAAGGAAAAGUAACCUGCACAACAACAACUUUGACACCUCGUCCAUCCACAGUGAUCGCUACAACGGCGAAGCUGGUGGUCGUGCCAAAAAGCAAUCGUUCUCGGAGGCGCUCGAAAAGAUCGAACGGGAUUACGAUAACUCCCGGCUGGAGCAGUCCUGGAUCUAUUCGCUGUGCAUGCGAUGUCGGGUCGAGUACACAACGCCCUCGUGGGAACCGCCCGGUUGGCAAAAGAUUUGCCCAUAUCCCCUGUGUCCGUCCUACCGCCAGUUCGCCCGGAUCCUGUCGAUCAUUCUCAUAGGUGUACUGCUAUGGAUUACGGCGUUUGUCAUCAUCGGUGAUACGGCCGCGCCCGGCGGACAGCUGUUUCAGCUGGUGGUGCUAACAGUGGCUGCCAACUUUGGUGGUUUUCUCAUCUCCCUAACCACGCUACCCCGGCUGAUAGGUAUGCUGUUGGUGGGCAUACUGUUUCAGAACGUUGGCUGGGUAAAUCUGGACGGUGACUUCCAGAUCGUGACGGCCGAACUGCGCAAACUCGCCCUGGUCAUCAUUCUGGUACGCGCCGGGCUGGAAAUGGACCCGACCGCGUUCAAGAAGAUCUACAAAACCAUCCUGAAGCUCGGUCUCAUCCCGUGGUUCGUCGAAUGCUCGCUGAUUGCGGUGUGCGCACGGUUCUUCCUACAGCUACCGUGGAUGUGGAGUAUCCUGCUCGGUUCGAUCGUGGGUGCAGUUUCGCCGGCCGUCGUCGUGCCCUGCCUGUUCCGGUUGCGUACCAAGGGGUACGGUGUGGUGAAGGGUAUUCCGACGCUCAUUAUCGCGGUAGCCGGUAUCGACGAUGCGGUGUCGGUGGCCGGCUUCGGCAUCAUCUCCAGCAUCAUGUUCAGCACGCAGAGCCUCGGGCUGCAAAUUGCGCAGGCGCCCGUCUGCAUUAUUGGAGGGCUCGGAUUCGGUGUGGUGUGGGGCUUCCUGUGCAAGUACGUACCCGAACCUGGCGAUGCGUACGUUGUUCCGAUACGCACACUGAUGCUGUUCGGUGGCGGACUGCUUGCCGUGUUUGGUAGUGAGGAAAUCAAUUUCGAAGGUGCUGGUCCGUUGGGCGUUGUGUUUGCCGCGUUCACCGCGUCGUACUUCUGGUGCGGACAGGGCUGGGAGUUGGAGGACAACCCGGUGUCGACGGCGUUCGAAAUUUUCUGGAUGAUCUUCGAACCAAUUCUGUUCGGAAUUACUGGUGCUUCUAUCAAGAUUGCUGAGCUGGAUCCUCACAUAGUAUCGAUCGGUGUUGGAAGCAUUUACGUGGUUGCUGUAAUCCGCAUCCUGACCACGGUGGCGAUCGCCUUCGGAGAUAAGCUUAACGUCAAGGAAAAGAUCUUUGUUGCCAUUUCCUGGAUGUCGAAAGCGACGGUACAGGCCGCCCUCGGACCGGUCGCCCUGAAGACGGUCAUGUCGAAUGAAAACCGCACGGAAGAGGAAGUCCACUACGCGGAGAUGGUAAAGAUGGUGUGCAUCAUGAGCAUCAUCCUGACGGCACCGCUCGGUGCGAUUCUCAUUUCGGUGACCGGUACUAAGCUGCUCAAGAAAACGAAACAACAGCUUGAGCCCAUGGAUGGUACGUUGGGCUGGCGGCGAAGCCAUCGACCCUCACUGCACGACAUCAGCAUCAUCGACGAGGAGGAAGAGCGGGAAGAUAUCGAAGGUAUCGCGGACGAGGAUACGGCUGCCAACACGCUGUCCAACGCCCAAACGGCAGCAGCGUUCACCAUCACGAAAUAG
Molecule: messenger RNA, 1965 nt
Organism: Anopheles marshallii
Lineage: Eukaryota; Metazoa; Arthropoda; Insecta; Diptera; Culicidae
Gene: Nha1
Product: sodium/hydrogen exchanger 9B2
Exons: 9
Coding region: 1-1965 (654 amino acids)
Biological process (GO): proton transmembrane transport
Cellular component (GO): membrane
Molecular function (GO): antiporter activity
Source: RefSeq, a predicted model, not a curated record